GAGAACUGUGCGCAUAGAAGAAGCUCUCAGACCAGUCAGUGGCUUCAUGGAGUUAUGUACCUCUGAUGCGCCGCCAUGGAUUGCAAUUCGCGAUCACUGCUUUUGCUUUUACCUCUUUUACUGUCUUUUAUGUUUCCAGCUUUUUCCGUCGUCUAUCCCCCAAAUGAAGUCAACCUGUUAGAUUCUAAAGCAAGCCAAGGGGAGUUAGGAUGGAUUUCCUACCCUUCACAUGGGUGGGAGGAGAUCAGUGGGGUGGAUGAGCAUUAUACACCCAUCAGGACUUUCCAGGUGUGCAAUGUGAUGGAGUACAGUCAGAACAACUGGCUUCGCACCAACUGGAUUCCCCGUCAAUCAGCCCGGAAGAUCUACGUUGAGUUGAAAUUCACUCUGAGGGACUGCAACUCCAUUCCGUUAGUACUGGGCACGUGCAAAGAGACCUUCAAUCUUCUUUACUUGGAGACCGAUGACGACCAAGGCACUCACUUCCGAGAACACCAGUUCUCCAAAAUCGACACCAUUGCGGCGGAUGAGAGUUUCACACAAAUGGACUUAGGCGACCGUAUUCUCAAACUCAACACCGAGGUGCGUGAGGUGGGGCCAAUGACCAAGAAGGGCUUCUACCUAGCUUUCCAGGACGUGGGUGCCUGUGUAGCUUUAGUGUCGGUGAGGGUGUACUUUAAAAAGUGUCCGAACACGGUGAAGAAUCUCGCCUCUUUUCCUGAUACCGUACCCAUGGACUCGCAGUCGCUGGUGGAAGUCAAAGGGUCUUGUGUGAACCACUCGAAAGAGGAGGAGCCGCCGCGAAUGUACUGCAGCACGGACGGGGAGUGGCUUGUCCCGAUUGGAAAGUGUCUGUGCAACUCCGGCUACGAAGAAAGGAGCAACACCUGUCAAAUGUGCAGGGCUGGCUUCUACAAAUCUACGCUGGGAAAUGUGGAGUGUUCCAAGUGUCCGCCUCAUAGCUACGCUCAUCAUGAAGGAUCACUGCAUUGUGGAUGCGAGAAGAACUACUUCCGCGCUGAAGGAGACCCGGCUUCCAUGGCCUGUACUCGUCCUCCCUCAGCUCCUCGUAACGUUAUCUCCUCCAUCAACGAGACCUCGGUUAUCCUAGACUGGAGCUGGCCAGAGGACACAGGCGGCCGCAGGGACAUCACCUUCACCGUCCUCUGCAAACGAUGUCGUGUCGGAGAUGCAAACGGAAGCAAUGGUGGCAGCCCACGUUGUGAACCCUGCCGAAGCAAUGUACGUUUUAUUCCAAGAUCUACGGGCCUACAAAACACCACGGUGACCGUGGGAGAUCUGCUAGCUCACACCAACUAUACGUUCGAGAUUGAGGCACAGAACGGCGUCUCGGCGCUGGCGCCCAAGAUGAGACAGUAUGCCGCUGUCACCAUCACCACCAAUCAAGCCGCUCCCUCUCCGGUAAUAGUCAUCAAAAAGGAGAAGACAUCACGAAAUAGUGUUUCCUUGUCUUGGCUGGAGCCAGAGAGACCCAAUGGCAUUAUCCUCGACUACGAGAUCAAAUACUACGAAAAGGAGGAGCAGGAGACCAGCUACACAAUCCUUCGGGCCAGGGGAUGUAAUGUGACUCUAAACGGUCUGAAGCCCAACACUGCCUACCUGCUGCAGAUCAGAGCCCGCACAGCUGCUGGAUACGGAGCCAGCAGUCCCAGUUUCCAGUUUGAGACCAGUCCAGACUCUGCCUUCUCCAUCUCUGGUGAGAGUAGUCAGGUUGUUUUGAUCGCCAUUUCUUCAGCUGUGGCCAUCAUCUUGCUGACUGUGCUGCUCUACGUCCUGAUUGGCAGGUUUUGUUGCCAUAGCAAAUCCAAACAUCCUGAUGAGAAAAGACUGCACUUUGGCAAUGGGCAUUUGCGUCUACCGGGGAUUAAGACCUACGUAGACCCUCACACCUACGAGGACCCAAGCCAAGCUGUGCAUGAGUUCGCUAAGGAACUGGAUGCCUCCUGCAUCGCCAUUGAUAAAGUGGUGGGAGCAGGGGAAUUUGGCGAGGUGUGCAGUGGUCGACUGAAGCUGCCCAGCAAGAAGGAGAUCUGCGUGGCCAUCAAGACCUUAAAAGGAGGAUAUACAGACAAACAAAGACGUGACUUCCUCGCUGAGGCGUCAAUCAUGGGACAGUUUGACCACCCCAACAUAAUCAGGCUGGAGGGUGUGGUAACACGCAGUAAGCCUGUCAUGAUCGUCACAGAAUACAUGGAGAAUGGGUCACUGGACAGCUUUUUGAGGAAACAUGACGCCCAGUUCACUGGAAUCCAGUUGGUCGGCAUGCUGCGUGGCAUCGCCUCAGGCAUGAAGUAUCUGUCAGACAUGGGCUACGUUCACAGAGACCUUGCUGCUCGAAACAUCUUAGUCAACAGCAACCUGGUGUGUAAAGUGUCGGACUUCGGCUUGUCAAGGGUCCUGGAGGAUGACCCUGAGGCUGCUUACACCACAAGGGGCGGUAAGAUCCCCAUUCGGUGGACAGCUCCAGAGGCCAUUGCUUACAGGAAGUUUACAUCAUCCAGUGAUGCUUGGAGUUACGGAAUCGUGCUCUGGGAAGUAAUGUCAUAUGGUGAACGGCCUUACUGGGAGAUGUCCAAUCAGGACGUGAUAAAGGCUGUAGAUGAAGGUUAUCGCCUUCCACCACCCAUGGACUGCCCUGCUACACUUUACCAGCUAAUGCUGGAUUGUUGGCAGAAGGAAAGAAACAACCGGCCUAAGUUUGAACAGAUAGUCAGCAUUCUGGAUAAACUUAUACGGAACCCCGGUAGUCUGAAAAUUACAGCCAACACCACAUCAAGGCCAGCCAACUUGUUGUUGGAUAGAAGUAGUUCAGAGGUUCCCUCAAUGGGGACGAUGGGCGACUGGAUGGAUGGAAUGAGGACCUUGCCCUGCAAUGAGGCCUUUUCUGGGGUCAGCUACAGCUCCUGUGAUACUCUGGCCAAGACUUCCACAGAUAGAGUGAUUCUGACAGAAGUCCACGUCACACCAGCAACUUGCCCAGAAUGGGAGCCGUCCAUGGGGAUCACCACUCUCUAACAGCCAGUUGUUCUUCUUUCGAUUCCUCGGACUCUGGAUGGGAUUUAAAAAAGGUUGGAGUGACAAUUGCAGGACCACAGAAGAAGAUCGUGAGCAGCCUCAAAGCCCUAGAAUCGCACACCAAGAACGGCCCAGUACCUGUUUAAAAAAGACAAAGCCAAGUGUGCGUCAACUGAUGAUGGGAGCGUGCGAAUGCAAUGAUCGUAUAUCCAUAGCAAGAAAUGGCAGAAGACUGAUGAGAAAUUCAUAAAACGAGGGCUUUUAUUUGACAAUAAAGUCCUGGCAGUGAAAAUUGGGAGGAGCCCAGUGUUGCACUGGUUGACUCAUGAACCCCGCAGAUGAUCCAUGCUCAAGUUGAGAUGCCUUACAGACACAUAAAGGACGGUAGAGACGCACAUCAGCCCACAACCGGUCAGGUAUAGAAACAAACAGGACCUGGAGACACGGAAACCGGAAACCGGUGAAGUUGGACGACAUUGCCCUCCCUUUAUCGCGAUGCUCUGUGGUUCCUCCUGUGGAGCAAAGAUGGCUGCCCGUUGUGACAGCAGCAGCGGCCGACCGGGUGAGGAACCUUCCUGAGAUUCUUUUUUGUAACUACCUACACGUUAACUAAUCGACGGCAUUCUGCAGACCUGUCACGUAAAAAAAAAAGCAAUAAUUCUGAUAAUCAGUUGUUGGGGUUGCCAUGGUUACGCUGCACUCAGGGUGUGCUUUGAAGGUACAAAGGGGCAAUAACACACUUCACACUCGACUUUAUAUGAUAUAUGUACGUUUUUUCAUGUGAUAUGAGCAGAUAUCGUAACGUUAUAGUGCUUGUUCCCGCAACCCGGAGACCUUUUGUGUGAAAUCUCAGGAUGCACACAUUAUUUCAUCGAUAUUUUCUCGAACAAGCGGAAACAGAUAAAGUGAACAAAGCAGGGAGCUGAGAGUGCACAAUAUGAGAGUUAAGAAAGAAGAGAGCGGGAAACUCUUAAAAGAGACGCUGCGGAAGAUGAAGAUGUGUUUUUCACACUUUUCUUUCAGACAUUUUUAUUGUCUAACGGAUGUUUUUGUUUUUUUUUUUUUUUUUUUGUCCAGGUGGGUUUGUACUUUAGAGUUUCUUUCCCUGGGAAACUAAAGUUUGACUCAGCAACCACACACACAGUUACAGCGUCACAAAGAUGAGAUUGACACAUAAAAGACAUUUGUAGUCUAUUAUUCUGAGAUAAACACAAGUCAUGGGAACACAUUCAUUGGCGGGGUACACCCUAGACUGGCUGCUAGCCAAUCACAGGGCACAUAUAGACAAACAACCAUUCACACUCACAUUCAUACCUAUGGACAAUUUGGAGUCGCCAAUUAACCUAGCAUGUUUUUGGAAUGUGGGAGGAAACCGGAGUACCCGUAGAAAAUCCACACAUGCACGGGGAGAACAUGCAAACUCCACACAGAGAUGGCCGAGUGUGGAAUUGAACUCGGGUCUCCUAGCUGUGAGACCCAUGGGAACACAUAUCAAGAUUAAUUUGUUUCUUUAUUACCAAAAUUUUUAAAGUUCUGUUUGCUGAAAUACUGUUUUAAUUUUCAGUUUAAAGUUCACACACAGUAAUCACUCGCCGCUUUGAAUUCUCUCUAUCACCAUUUUUAAUAAAUCAUGGUUGAAUAAAGCCUAUAAUCGACCAAUUUUUAUUCUUCUUUUCUUUACUAAAUUUCAAAAUUUCGAGCAAAUGUCUAAAAGAACUAAGAUACAAAUAUAAGGCACUCAGAAGACGCAUUCAAAGAUGUGAUGAUAUGAAGUAUUCUACACGUCACUACGUGUCAGUGAUGUUACAGUAAUGUUCGGUCAGACACACAAGCACCAAACUUGAUACCCGGAAAACAACAGGAUUUUAUUGCAGGUUUGAUUUAUCAGGCACAAUAAUCCCUGUUGCAGCUGCAACCCACGGUAUUUACAACACACACAAUCACCAGUCAUAGUUUCUGUUAAUAUGUCUACGAUAUAGUGUAAAUGCAGAUAUAGGGGUGUUAUUUAAUGUUUAGAGGGCUCUCAUAAUGUUUAAAAACACAUCUUUCCUCUGCUCUAAACUAUGAAAAUAUUCAAUCUAGAAAUAAAUACUUCAUAGUUGGGUCUGGAAGCAAUUAAUUAUGAUAAACCGGGAUAAACUUAUUAUUUACUUAUACAAUAAUGUCCAAGUGCCAUCCAAUCAGGUAUAAAGUACAAAGUCAUGUGACAGGGGCCUUGAACUCUAUGUGUGGUUGUCAAACAUCCAGAUUAUUUGUGGUGAUUUUUUUUUUUAAUGGAAAUUCAAGAAACUGAAAUUUAAAUCACCGUAUUUUAACAAACUGAACUUACAAACACUCUAUUACAAUUUUCUGUUCUAUGAAAUUCUAUGAAAAAUAUUCUAAUUCUAUGAAAUUUUCAGCAUACUGCGAUAAAAAUAAUUCAGUUCACAAAAUUUAAGCGCACAAAUUCAGUUAUAUAAAUUCAGAAAAAAUUGCAAAAUGAUAAUAACAAAACAAAUUAACCUUCAUAAAUACAUUUUUUUUUUUUUUCAUAUGGAGGGGGGGUCGAGUGCCUCGUUGGGUUCCAUCGUUUUGGGAUCACGUGCAAACUCCUGCUUUAUUUUAGUUUAAAUCAGUGCUUCUCAAAUGGUGGGGUUGAAAGGUCUGACAUUCAUGUUUGAAUGAUGCUUUGCCAGCAACUCAUGCAGCGGUUUGUACAGAUAAGAAAAUGAGCCCUUCAAGUUUACAACGGUAUUUCAAAUGUCAGGGGCUGAAAAAACUGAGAACCACUGGUUGAAGUGAUUCAUCAUUGCCGUCAAAAAAGUGUGAAGCAUCCCUCAAAAUUGGGAAUAAAUACUUGAUAAAUGGAAUCCGAAUGCAUAUGUUCCAGAAAGGGAUCCCCUGAAUGCACCUUUGAAAUUCAGAUGCUCAAGAUUGUAGCGGUACAUCUGCAUGUAUUCCGGUCCAUUACACAUGUGACCGGGUAUUGUGAACUGGUACCACUUUAUACUUUCGGGUGAAAUCCAUUCAUCUUCAGUGGGUGCAGUAGAAAUGCACUUAGUACACAAAUGUGCGAGCACUUUCCUUGACAUGAGAAUCGAACCCGUCGGCUGGGAACGAAACACACACGAUGAACAGGGACGAUUUCGGUGCUUUUUUUUGGGGAAGCAGAGCUGCGUUCAUGGCAUCGGUCGGUCCAGCGUUCUUACAUGUGGAUGCUGCUGUUGCUGCUAUGUGAUCUGAUUAGCAUGUAUAUAAUGUAAACCAUCAUAACGAUAUAGCAACUAGCCAGACAGAUUUUUUUGCAAUAUGUACAUGCCAUCCCUCUUUGUACAAUUUUUUUGUAUGUAUAAAAAGAAUAAUGAGAAAUUGUGCAACAAUUUUAAUUAAAAAAAAGACAAAAAUCAUCUGUAUUAUACUUUAUCUUGUUUUGAAUUAUAUUUGUCAGCUUGUUUUUAUUUUCUACAAUAAAAAUUCAACUGUGGCCACAUUAUUAUUUAUUUGUUAACAUUACAGUGACUUUUUUUAAGCUUACAGUAAAUUAUGUCUGUGUUUUUUUUUUUUGUUUUUUUUUUUUGCUUACUUUAUCAACCUUGGACAUCUGAGAGAAGAAUACUGUUAUGCACCUCAUAUCCAGAACCUUUCUUUUCUGUCUCAAGACUGACCUGUGUGUUUGUGUGAGAGUUUACGUGUUCAAUUGUAGAUGGCCUUGUCAACUAAUGUAAAAGGAUUUGUAGUGGAAACAUUUAUAUUUUUAUAAUAAAUAUUCUCAAAAUAUUUUCCAAAAAAGGGAAUGACGACAGACGUGGUUCUGUGUUUUUAUUUGAUGUAUCUUGUUGUAUCUUUUGGAUAAAAAUCGAUGACUGAUAAUUGUCAACAGUUAAAAAGUACAUUUCUGAAAUUACUGUACUUUUUGUGUUGUUUUUUUUUACUUGGAGUUGUGGAUGUUUUUUGAUGUGAUGUUUCUGAUAUAAGCAAACACACACACACAUUAUUCUACUUUCACUGU
Messenger RNA from Doryrhamphus excisus (bluestripe pipefish), 7024 nucleotides. It is a transcript of the gene epha3, whose product is annotated as eph receptor A3. Gene Ontology annotation, biological process: protein phosphorylation; ephrin receptor signaling pathway; axon guidance. The record is from RefSeq and is a predicted model, not a curated record. Lineage: Eukaryota; Metazoa; Chordata; Actinopteri; Syngnathiformes; Syngnathidae. Gene Ontology annotation, molecular function: protein binding; transmembrane-ephrin receptor activity; ATP binding. Gene Ontology annotation, cellular component: plasma membrane; dendrite.